Molecule: messenger RNA, 1275 nt
Organism: Fusarium venenatum
Lineage: Eukaryota; Fungi; Ascomycota; Sordariomycetes; Hypocreales; Nectriaceae
Source: RefSeq, a predicted model, not a curated record
AUGUUGGAAUACUUGACGUACAAAAAGAUCAAGAAGAAUAAGGCCCAGAAGGCCGCGGCCGCUGAGGAGGCUGCAAAAAAGACUGAAGCUGGAUCUUCUGUCGAUCCAGGCCAUGGCCGUGUACCCGACUUCAACAAUAGUGCAAGCCAAAGACCUGACCAACAUCCCAGGCGGCGAAGCACUCAUCACAGCCAAAGCUCAAACACCCCUCCUCUGAGCCCCGUUCUUGACCGGGACGACGAAGCAUGGCUUCGGAGCAUCCUGGAAGAUGACGGUCCAGCCCCGCCACUGCCUCCACGAGUCAACACCCCCCAGAUCGACCUCUCUUCUGCGUCUGAGAGUGAGCUAGAGGCCAUCAAGCCUCUCCAAGAGGCCCAAAGAAAGGACACAAAGAAGGAUAAGAAGGUCGAAAAGCAACCAAAUCGCCUAACCGCUUUGUUCACCAGACACAAGAAGCCGCAGGAUGGCCUCAAGCCAGAGGACAAUGUCGCCAAACCUGAAGCCGAGCGUGAGGAGCAGGAUCUUGGCAACGUCCUCGAUCGGCUGAACCUUCAAGCUAAGAACAACAAGAUCGUAGCCCUCUCCAACGAGUCUUCCGAGCUGUUGUCUCGUUUCACACAGGUUUUCAAGGACCUUGCCAAUGGUGUACCGACAGCUUAUGGAGACCUUGCAAGCCUUGUUGAAGAUCGCGACGGCGCCAUCAACCGGGGCUUUGAAAAACUGCCGUCGUCUUUGAAGAAACUCGUUACUCAGCUUCCCGAUAAGCUCACCUCAUCUCUUGCGCCUGAGUUGCUGGCAGUCGCGGCAGAGAGCCAAGGUCUGAAGGCCAACACAGAGAAGGGCGUCAAGGAUGCCGCUAUUGAUCUCCUCAAGCCAUCGAAUUUGACAGACCUAGUGACGAAGCCCGGAGCCGUCGUCGGUAUGCUCAAGGCUAUUGUGAACGCAUUGAAGGUGCGAUGGCCUGCCUUCAUUGGAACCAACGUUAUUUGGAGCGUUGCUUUGUUCUUACUGAUGUUCGUGCUGUGGUACUGUCACAAGAGAGGUCGUGAAGUACGGCUCGAACGCGAGAAGUCUGCCUCAGAGACCCCCAUUGAUGGCAGUAGCCGUAUCGAGGAACUCCCAGAUGACCCUCUACUUCCAGGGCCGGAGGAAGCAGCUGCAAGACGCAAUGCCGACCGGGCUGCGCUCGGAGAUCCUGUGUCUCCCCUAUCCAUGCGGUCGCCUGCUCCAUUCAUAUCCGAGCCAGUCUCGCCAGAGGAGCCAGUUCGGCGCUGA